AUGGUACCAAAACCUGUGUACUCUGUCGUGAUUAUCCGGGCGAUCAACUUCGAGCAGCGCCGCCAGACGAUCAGCAGAGAUCGCGACGCCCUGAUAGUUACACUUAGCAAGGUCAAACUGAAAAUCGUACCUAUCACAGCGCUCAAAAAUGGUAUCAAGUGGUCCCAGUGCUCCGAGCCAUCAACCGAGUCGUGCAUCACUGAAUACACCGCGGCAGAUAUGAAGAUGCAGGUUUUCCAUCUUACCCAACAUAUGAUACAAGCAUAG
This is a messenger RNA of Sphaeroforma arctica JP610, 267 nucleotides long. RefSeq lists its product as hypothetical. NCBI's taxonomy places the organism in Eukaryota, Ichthyosporea, Ichthyophonida. The record is from RefSeq and is a predicted model, not a curated record. The coding region runs from base 1 to 267 and encodes 88 amino acids. The transcript is spliced from 2 exons.